This is a messenger RNA of Nomia melanderi (Alkali bee), 2919 nucleotides long. The record is from RefSeq and is a predicted model, not a curated record. NCBI's taxonomy places the organism in Eukaryota, Metazoa, Arthropoda, Insecta, Hymenoptera, Halictidae.
AGAUCGCCCAGUGUUUCAGCCGAUGCGAAGGAACCCAUUGACCAUUCCAAAUCACCUAGCAUCGCUAGCGAAAAACCCGAAUUGGAGGAUCUGCGUGAAUCUGUAGUAGAAAAAUCCAGAUCUCCCAGUAUAACUGCCGACAAGUCCGAUGCGGGAAUUAUCGAUGACAAGCAUCUUGAGAAAUCCAGAUCGCCCAGUGUUUCAGGGGAAUCUAAGGAACCCACUGGCCACUCAAAGUCGCCUAGCAUUGCUAGCGAAAAACCCGAAUUAGAGGAUGUACGUGAAACUGUGAGUGAGAAAUCCAGAUCGCCUAGUGUUUCAGGGGAACCUAAGGAACCCACUGAGCAUUCAAAAUCGCCCAGCAUCGCAAGCGAGAAAGCUGAAUUGGAGGAUGCACGAGACGCUAUACUGGAGAAAGACAGAUCUCCCAGUAUAGCCGUUGACAAGCCUGUUGCGACAGGAGUGGAUGAGAAAGCUCCAGAAAAGUCUAGGUCGCCCAGUGUUUCAGGAGAUGCAAAAGAAUCCGUUGAACACUCAAAAUCACCUAGCAUCUCUAGCGAGAAACCGGAAUUGGAAGAUGUACGUGAAACUAUAGUAGAGAAAUCAAGAUCUCCCAGUGUAACUCUUGAUAAGCCUGAUACGUUAGGUGUUGAUGAGAAAGUAUCAGAAAAGUCUAGAUCGCCCAGUGUUUCAGCUGAUGCGCAGGAACCAACUGAACCUUCAAAAUCUCCUAGCAUCGCCAGCGAGAAAGCUGAAUUGGAGCAUCCACGUGACGCGAUAUUAGAGAAGUCCAGAUCUCCCAGUAUAACGGCCGAUAAGCCUGAUGCGACAAGUGUCGAUGAGAAAGCUUCAGAAAAGUCUAGAUCGCCGAGUGUUUCGGGGGAUGCGAAGGAACCCACCGACCGUUCAAAGUCGCCGAGUGUCGCCGGAGAAAAACCCGAAUUAGGAGAUCUACGUGAAACUGUAAUAGAAAAAUCCAGAUCUCCCAGUAUAACUGCCGACAAGUCCGAUACGGCAAUUAUCGAUGACAAACAUCUUGAGAAAUCCAGAUCGCCCAGUGUAUCAGGGGAACCUAAGGAACCCAUUGAUCGUUCAAAGUCGCCUAGCAUUGCUAGCGAAAAACCUGAAUUAGAUGAUGCAUCCGAAAGUGUAAAAGAGAAAUCCAGAUCUCCCAGUGUAACCCCAGAUAAGCCAGGCGCCACAGACGUUGCUGAGAAAAUUCCGGAAAAGUCCAGAUCGCCGAGUAUUUCAGGAGAUGCGAAGGAACCCAUUGACCACUCCAAAUCACCCAGCAUUGCUAGUGAAAAACCCGAAUUAGAGGAUGUACGUGAGUCUGUAAUAGAGAAAUCCAGAUCUCCCAGUAUAACUGCCGACAAGUCCGAUACGGGAAUUAUCGAUGACAAACAGCUUGAGAAAUCCAGAUCGCCUAGUGUUUCAGGGGAACCUAAGGAACCCACUGAGCAUUCAAAGUCGCCUAGCAUUGCUAGUGAAAAACCCGAAUUGGAGGAUGUACGUGAGACUGUAAUUGAGAAAUCCAGAUCGCCUAGUGUUUCAGGAGAACCUAAGGAAACCAUUGAUCGAUCAAAGUCGCCUAGCACUGCUAGUGAAAAACCUGAAUUAGAGGAUCUAUCCGAAAGUGUAAAAGAGAAAUCCAGAUCUCCCAGUAUACCUGUCGAGAAGUCUGAUACGAUAAGUGUCGAUGAGAAAGCUCCGGAAAAGUCAAGAUCGCCCAGUGUUUCGGGGGAUGCAAAGGAACCCACCGAACGUUCAAAGUCACCAAGCAUCGCUAGCGAAAAACCUGAAUUAGAGGAUCUAUCCGAAAGUGUAAAAGAGAAAUCCAGAUCUCCCAGUGUAACCCCAGAUAAGCCAGGCGCCACAGACGUUGCUGAGAAAAUUCCGGAAAAGUCCAGAUCGCCCAGUGUUUUAGGAGAUGCGAAGGAACCCAUUGACCACUCCAAAUCACCUAGCAUUGCCAGUGAAAAACCCGAAUUAGAGGAUGUACGUGAGUCUGUAAUGGAGAAAUCCAGAUCUCCCAGUGUAACCGCCGACAAGUCGGAUACGGCAGCUAUCGAUGACAAACAGCUUGAGAAAUCCAGAUCGCCUAGUGUUUCAGGGGAACCUAAGGAACCCACUGAUCAGUCAAAGUCGCCUAGCAUUGCUAGCGAAAAACCUGUACUAGAGGAUGUACGUGAGACUGUAAUUGAGAAAUCCAGAUCACCUAGUGUUUCAGGGGAACCUAAGGAACCCAUUGAUCGAUCAAAGUCGCCUAGCAUUGCUAGCGAAAAACCUGAAUUGGAGGAUCGACGUGAAAGUGUAAAAGAGAAAUCCAGAUCGCCCAGUAUAACUGUCGACAAGUCUGAUACUAUAAGCGUCGAUGAGAAAGCUCCAGAAAAGUCUAGAUCGCCCAGUGUUUCAGCCGAUGCGAAGGAACCCAUUGACCAUUCCAAAUCACCUAGCAUCGCCAGCGAAAAACCCGAAUUGGAGGAUCUGCGUGAAUCUGCAGUAGAAAAAUCCAGAUCACCCAGUAUAACUACCGACAAGUCCGAUACGGCAAUUAUCGAUGACAAGCAUCUUGAGAAAUCCAGAUCGCCUAGUGUUUCAGUGGAACCUAAAGAACCCACUGAGCAUUCAAAGUCGCCUAGCAUUGCUAGCGAAAAACCUGAAUUAGGGGACGUACGGGAAACUGCAAUAGAAAAAUCCAGAUCACCCAGUAUAACUACCGACAAGUCCGAUACGGGAAUUAUCGAUGACAAGCAUCUUGAGAAAUCCAGAUCGCCUAGUGUUUCAGGGGAACCCAAGGAACCCACUGAGCAUUCAAAGUCGCCUAGCAUUGCUAGCGAAAAAUCCGAAUUAGAGGAUGUACGUGAGACUGUAAUUGAGAAAUCCAGAUCGCCUAGUGUUUCAGGGGAACCUAAGGAA